This is a messenger RNA of Chara braunii, 1359 nucleotides long. The record is from the annotation of a GenBank genome assembly. Lineage: Eukaryota; Viridiplantae; Streptophyta; Charophyceae; Charales; Characeae.
GGGGGAGAGAUCAGACGGAAGCUAUGAACACUGCGGGGGCUGCUGCUGCUCAGACGCCUCCGCCGUCGGCGGCGGCAGAAGAUGUAGACUUGGACUCGCUCUUGUUUGUCGGCGCAUACGGGACUGUGCACGCGCUCGAACGCGCCACAGGCAACACGGUAUGGCGGUCGGUGUUGCGCGGCACUGGAUGCGGAUCGGGAUCGCUGGUCACGCUCUUGCCAGCUGUCGUCCAAGGCUUGAUUGUGUGCGGCUGUCGAGGGAAGGUAGUGGCGUUGAGAAUGAAAGAUGGAGUGGAGGUCUGGCAUAACUCGUUACCGAAGCUAAGGUUCGGUAACGUAACGGUGAGCUCGAUGCGGGAACAGCACUCCGCCGCUGCCAAGGCAGCGGCGAACGCUGCUGCGGCUGUUGCGACGGCGGCGGCGGCAGCGGCCGCCGUCGCGCCAAACAACCCGCCAUCGUCCGUCGACGAGGGCUCUGGAGAACGGUCCGGCGAUUCUCGACCAUUGGAUUCGGCCGAUCGAUCUCCUAGCCUCAGGGGAUUCUUGCAGUACCCGUCGCCCGACUCCACGCCGCCGUUGUCGCCACAAGCAUCGACGACUGGGAUGUUGGGAGACUCAGCCAUCUUAGAUGCCGCGAUGCAUCGGGAUCUGUCGGGACUGGCAUUCAUUGCCACGUCGGGAGAAGUUAGGGCUCUGGAUGUCCGACGCGGCGGGGAGAUGGUGUGGAACUAUCGCUUACCGGCGAGAGGGAGUCCCUUCGUCAAUCUGCUGUUUGCUGGGGGAACGUUGUUCGCAGGGGGGGCCAGUUGUGUCAUAGCCUUGGAUCCGCUGACCGGGCAGCAGACAUGGAGGAAUGACCUGUAUGCAAGAUGGCGGACGCGAGUCACAUUGGCAACCGCCACGUCGGCGGCGUGCGAAAGCAGUCAGCCAGUCAUUAGCACCGCCUCUUAAUUAGCACCGCCUCUUAAUUAUGAUAGUAAUAAUCAUCGCAAAAAUCUCUGUUCUUCCUCGACAGAUUGUUGUCGUUUUAUGCUUCGUCAGAAUCUCGUUCGUAUAUCAUUAGACAGAGAAUAGACAGACAGCCAAACAGAUAACACAUUCGAUGGUUAGGGAAAGGUGGAUGGUGGGUUAUAGGUAGGUAGGUAGAGAGAGAGAGAGAGAGAGAGAGAGAGAGGAAAGGAGGCGACGAAAGAGUCUAGAUUUCGGUACUAGUACAGUUGACGGCUCAGAGGGAGCUGAGGUGCUCCUGUGUAUGUGUGAUUAGUUCUGUGGUGAUUGGGUGAUGGAGGUGAAGAAGGUGGGCAAAGCGUUGGUGGUGUAAGCAGCUGUCUCCUGCCGUCACGAUGAAGCAAUGCAAGAC